AUGGCCGAGGCAAUUCUCUUUGACACUGCUGCGAGUAUCGGUAAGAGUUUGGGCCCUCUGGCUCUCCAAGAGAUUGGGCUGCUAUGGGGUUUCAAAGAUGAGCUUCAGAAGCUCGAAAAUACGGUUUCCACUAUCCAAGCUGUGCUUUUGGAUGCAGAGGAGCAGCAGUCCCAGAACCAUGCGGUCAAAGAUUGGCUUGAGAAGCUCAAGGAUGCCAUGUACGAAGCCGACGACUUGCUGGAUGACUACUCCACUCAACUUUUACGCCAACAAGUGAUGACACGGGAUAAGAAGAUGGCAAAACAGGUAUGCAUAUUUUUUUCCGAAUCAAACCAGCUUGCAUAUGGCUUUAAAAUGGGUCACAGGAUAAAGCAAGUUCGAAAGAGACUGGAUGAAGUCGCAGCUGAUAGGAUCAAAUUUGGCUUCACUGAGCGCCUCAUAGGGACACAAUUUUUGUGUAGGAAAAGAGAAGAUACACACUCUUUUGUACGUGAGGAAGAAGUCAUUGGAAGAGAGGGUGAAAAGAAGGCUAUUAAAGAGCAGUUAUUCCAUUCCAAUGUGAAAGAUAAUGUUUCCAUCAUUCCCAUAGUUGGAAUUGGUGGACAAGGAAAGACCACGCUUGCUCAGUAUGUGUACAAUGACGAGGAGGUCCAAAGGCAUUUUGACUUAAGAAUGUGGGUGUGUGUCUCUGAUCCUUUUGACGUGAAAACUAUUGUUCAAAAGAUCAUAGAAUGUGCAACUAAAAGGAGACCCGAAAGCCUUGAGAUGGAUUUGUUGCAAAGUCAGCUUCGAGCAGAACUUGAUCGGAUGAGAUAUUUACUUGUUCUAGACGAUGUAUGGAAUGAGAAUCCAAAUAGAUGGUUCAAUUUGAAAAAUCUGUUGGUGGGUGGCUUGAGGGGAAGCAAAGUUUUGAUUACUACACGUAGCCAAACAGUUGCAGAGAUUACAGGCACGGUGUCACCAUAUCUUUUAGAAGGUCUAUCUGCAAACAAUUCUUGGAAUUUAUUUAAGAAAGUGGCAUUUAAAGACGGGGAAGAGCUAAGGAAUCCAAAACUAGUAGAAAUCGGAAGGGAGAUUGUACGAAGGUGUGCACAAGUUCCUCUUGCUUUAAGGAGCAUAGGGAGUAUGUUAUACUUCAAAAAUUCGGAGGAAGAUUGGUUGUACUUUAAAAACAAUGAACUUUACAAAAUAACAAAACAAGACAGUGAUAUUUUCCCAAUACUUAAGUUGAGUUAUGAUCACCUCCCGUCACAAUUGAAGCAAUGUUUUGCCUUUUGUUCUUUGUUUCCAAAAGAUCAUGAAAUUGGUGUGAAGUUGUUGAUUCAGCUAUGGAUAGCUCAAGGCUUUAUUCAUUCAUUAGAUAGAAACAGACGUCUUGAAGAUAUUGGUAACGAGUAUUUUAUGGAUUUGCUUUGGAGGUCAUUUUUCCAAGACAUACAAAGAAAUGCAUAUGGUGAUAUAGAAAGAUGCAAAAUGCAUGACCUGAUUCACGAUCUUGCAGAGUUAGUAGCAGGGGAUGAGUGCAUCAUUUCAAAUCCAAAUGCAGAAAAAGUAGUUGAAAGAACUCACCAUGUGGCAUUUAAUUCUCUAGAUUCAUUACGGGAUAUUCCACCUCUUUUGCUCAAGGCUGACAAAAUGAGAACACUUCUUCUGCAAAUUCCUACACUUCAACCAUUUGAUGAAUAUUAUUAUAGAAACAUUGCAGUAUUUGAGUUGAGUAAGCCAAUCUUUGAUACACUUAUUUCAAGUUUUAAAUGCUUGCGUGCUUUGAAUUUAAGUUCUUUAAGCAUUCAAAAAGUGCCGAAUUCCAUUGGCAAGUUAAAGCAUUUAAGAUAUCUUGAUCUUUCUAGGAACGAUGAUAUCAAACUACUCCCCACUUCUAUAACUAAAUUGCAGAAUUUGCAAACACUAAAACUUGACAAUUGUAGUGGGCUUAAAGAAUUGCCAAAAGACACUAGAAACUUGAUUAGCCUUAGACAUCUUGCGAUUCAUGGGUGUGACAGCAUGACUCAUAUGCCAAAUGAACUAGGAAAGUUGACUGCUCUCCAGACACUAACGCUUUACAGUUUAGGGAAGAAGAAAAGGUACUUUCCAAAGCAAAAGCGUGGGCUAGGCAACCUGGAUAGUUUAGAUGAAUUGAGAGGAGAAUUACAUAUCAAAGGUUUAGAGCACUUAAGAUCUUCUCCAUUAGAAGCCAAGGCUGCAAACUUGGCAAGGAAGCAAUACCUUCGAUGUCUGGAAUUAGAGUGGGACCUAGAAGCUGGUAAUGAUAGUGAUAAGGUGCUAGGUUAUCUAGCUGGGUAUCCUCACUCUCAAAUUUGGUUUCUAUUGUCUUAUGGGAUUGUAAAUGGUGCCAACAUAUCCCACCAUUGGAUCGAUUCCCUUUUCUCAAGCAUCUCUAUCUUCACAACUUAA
Messenger RNA from Corylus avellana, 2415 nucleotides. Lineage: Eukaryota; Viridiplantae; Streptophyta; Magnoliopsida; Fagales; Betulaceae. The record is from RefSeq and is a predicted model, not a curated record.